AUGAACGGCGUGAAAUGGCUGGCUUGGUUUGUAACUGUUUGUUCGGCCAGUCAAUACGACAGUGGGAGCGAGAAGAAUGGCCUCACUGAUGGUGGAGGGAAUUCUACAAUACGGCUAGAACCAAUAGAAGGGACGCCUAAUUUCAGGUUGAUCAAGCCAGAGAAAGGAACGCAGUGGUUUCCUGAAAGGGAAAUUAAACUAGACAGUUGCGUUCGAAAAUCUCGAUGUGAACCUCUCAACAAGACCACAUGCCUUGGUGUCAAACUACCCUACAACAAAACGAGCGUUCGACUAACAUUUUAUGACACACAAUAUAAAAUUCAGAACCAGCUUGAAUUGUACAGGGAACUCAUAAAUGUACCAAAAUGUUGGGCUGUAAUACAGCCCCUGUUGUGCGCAACUAUGAUGCCAAAUUGUGAAAAAAUUAACGGCCAAGACAUGGUGUACCUACCCUCGUACGAGAUGUGCAAGAUUACGAUGGAGCCCUGCGCAAUACUCUACAAUACCUCAUACUUUCCGUCCUUUUUAAAGUGCAACUCUACAUUGUUCCCGCCAAAAUGCGAUAACGCCGCGAGGGAAAUGAAGUUUAAUACGACGGGGAAGUGUCUUACGCCGCUCAUACACACGGACAAGCAUAUGCAUUUUUAUGAAGGUAUAUCUGGUUGUGGUCUGCCGUGCCGUGAUCCACUAUACACUGAAGAUGAACACCAACAGAUACACAGACUGGUCGCGUGGGGUGCAUCCGCGUGUCUCGCUCUGAAUUUGCUGACCGUGGCAACUUUUCUCAUAGACUGGCGGAGUGCUAAUAAGUAUCCGGCGCUUGUUAUAUUCUAUAUCAACGUCUGUUUUGCUGUCGCUUCCAUGGGAUGGUUGGUUCAAUUCGGAGUGGGUUCUCGGGAUGACAUUGUGUGCUCAAAAGAUGGAACAAGGCGACAAGGUGAACCAUCGGCUGAAGAGAACUUGUCUUGUGUUGUUGUUUUUGUACUGGUAUACUAUUUUAUGAUGGCGGCUUGCGUCUGGUUUGUUAUAUUUACGUACGCUUGGCAUAUGAGCUUCAGAGCAUUAGGUAAAAUUCAAGAUAGGAUUGAUAAAAAGGCAGCUUAUUUUCACUUGGUGGCGUGGUCCCUACCAUUGAUUCUCACGAUCACCACCAUGGCGUUUGGAGAAGUUGACGGGAGUAGCAUCACCGGUGUUUGUUUCGUGGGAUAUGUGAAUCAUCCGAUGCGAGCCGGUCUUCUGUUAGCCCCACUUUUUGUGGUUCUGGUACUUGGAGGUUACUUUUUGUUGAGAGGUGUCUUCUCCCUCAUAGCCGUUCGUGUCUCCAGUAAAGACGUUAUAUCGCCUCGCGCGGCUAAUAAGAUCCGUCAAACAAUAACUCGGUGCUCGCUAACCGCGACUUUGGUUGCCGUCUUCAUCUGCGUCACUUUUGCCUGUCACGUGUACGAAUUCAGGAACGCUGAUUCCUGGAAGGAAUCCUUCAAGAGGAAUAUUAUAUGUCGUCUCGAAGCAUUAAAGGACCCAGAAAAGGAAUGUUCGAACGGCGCUCGUCCUUCCGUAUCGGUACUGCAAUUAAGGCUGCUCUGCUGCUUUGCUGCUGGGGCGCUUAUGGCCUCGUGGACCUGGACACCUGCAGCAGCUGCUGCCUGGAGACGUUAUAUGGCAAAAAAGUGCGGAUGCUCUGUGGAAGCGGAGAUGACGCGUCGUGCGCACAAGCACGAAUUGAUAGCGCGCGCUUACCGGCGUCGUAAUGAGUUCAUGACUCGCGGUCGUCUGUCGAUAUCCCUGGGUGGGUCGAGGCAGGAUCCUGUGGGAUUGUGUCUUGACCAUACUUCGCCGAUCGAUUGCCCAGACGAUGCCAAGCAUGAGAGUCAUAAUUGUUUCAGUGGCGAGUUGUCGUCGUCUUGGGCAGCAAACCUGCCUCGCUUUGUGCGUCGCCGGGAUGCCCUUGUUCUACCGACUCAUGCGCAUCAUUCACUCAGUUCAACACCCGAUCGUCGCAAUUCACAGGACUCGCAGAUCAGCAUUAGCCUUCGUCACGUCUCCGUGGAAUCACGUCGGAAUUCCCUCGACAGCCAACUCUCAGUUAAGAUUGCGGAAAUGAAAACCAAAGUGGGUAGGAGAAGAACUAAGCAUACGAAGACGAAGCGUAAAAGCCGUGCAGCUAGGAAGGAGAGUACGCCCUCUAUCGAGAGUCAGAUUAGCAGGUAUUGGCUGCAAGCGGUCGCAGGCAAUAAUGACCCUUCGCGAGAGGAGGUUAAGUUCAGUUUUGAUUGA
Leptosia nina is the source of this 2274-nucleotide messenger RNA. NCBI's taxonomy places the organism in Eukaryota, Metazoa, Arthropoda, Insecta, Lepidoptera, Pieridae. The record is from the annotation of a GenBank genome assembly.